This is a messenger RNA of Sycon ciliatum, 8159 nucleotides long. RefSeq names its product mucin-2-like. Bases 360 to 6863 code for a protein of 2167 amino acids. The record is from RefSeq and is a predicted model, not a curated record. NCBI's taxonomy places the organism in Eukaryota, Metazoa, Porifera, Calcarea, Leucosolenida, Sycettidae. The transcript is spliced from 6 exons.
CAGAGGAAAGAAGUGAAUGGUUGUGCACAACGUUUUUCGACACAAACAGAAAUUCUCCGUCCAAGUAAUUAGUUGAUAGUAGUUCGGUGGUAAUGGUCUAGAGCAUGUUGAAGGAUUGUUGGAAUUUAGGAGUUCCCGUUUGCAUCCAAAUACCGGCACAGGCUACCGGCACAGGAGAGUACUGACUCUGUGAAUGGAAUUUUCUUGCUCGAGUCAGAUAUCCAGCGCGUCUCUGGACCCCUUCGAUCGUCAGGGAGUUGCCGCCGGCGGCAGUGUUGCUUCUAUCCAUCGAGCCCAACACACGCAAGGAGUUCUCUGCACCAGUUGCUAGGCAUAGCUCUGCUGCUUGCCCCAUUGCGAUGGACCGGGACCGCCAUGGUGGGAGGGUCGCCAUGCCGACAACACUGGUGGCGUUUGUGAUUUCCUUGCUUCUGGCGAUGACCAUUCCAUCAACACAUUCAGAGGUGGUUGGCUUCAUUCCACUGCCACCAACUGCAGCACCCACGGUACCUCCACCAACUACGAGACCAACUACAAUGGCAACUACGACGCUUCUACCAACCACAAUGGCAACUACAGCAGCACCUACGGCACCUCCACCAACUGCAGCACCCACGGUACCUCCACCAACUACGAGACCAACUACAAUGGCAACUACGACGCUUCUACCAACUACAAUGGCAACUACAGCAGCACCUACGGCACCUCCACCAACUGCAGCACCCACGGUACCUCCACCAACUACGAGACCAACUACAAUGGCAACUACGACGCCUCAUGCAACUACAAUAGCAACUACGACGCCUCCUGCAACUACAAUAGCAACUACGACGCCUCCUGCAACUACAAUAGCAACUACGACGCCUCCUGCAACUACAAUAGCAACUACGACGCCUCCUGCAACUACAAUAGCAACUACGACGCCUCCUGCAACUACAAUAGCAACUACGACGCCUCCUGCAACUACAAUAGCAACUACGACGCCUCCUGCAACUACAAUAGCAACUACGACGCCUCCUGCAACUACAAUAGCAACUACGACGCCUCCUGCAACUACAAUAGCAACUACGACGCCUCCUGCAACUACAAUAGCAACUACGACGCCUCCUGCAACUACAAUAGCAACUACGACGCCUCCUGCAACUACAAUAGCAACUACGACGCCUCCUGCAACUACAAUAGCAACUACGAUGCCUCCACCAACUACAAUGGUGAACAUUUCGGAAGUAGUGAUAAGCCCUUUGCCCAGUAAUAUCUCCGCACCUGGCGCGAACUCCAGUAUUCUUAAUGGGAAUUCCAGCCUUGCCAACACUGGUACUGUUUCAACCAGCCAAAGUGAUGAAAGUAGUUACAACCCAAGUGGCAAUUUCGGUAAUAGGGAUGGAGUGAGAACUAGCUUCCCAGCAACGAAAGAGCCUUCAGUUGUACCACCCGUAUCUGUGUUCACUGAGACAACCACAUCACCAUACAGGAGGCCUGCAGCAGACAAUGCCGCCGACCUGGUCAUCGGCGCGCUGUUCGCAGCCGCAUUCUGUAUAGUCUUCUUGGCUGGAUUUUCUUACCAAAUUUGCUAUGGCAGAUGUGGACGAAAACUCGCUGAGAAGCUUAACGACAUCGGAGAUCAAAAGAUGAAUGGAAACUUCUUGUCCACGGAAAAAGGAGAAGAGAAUGGAAUGGGCGAGAUAUACUCCAAAGUUCAGAUGUGCGUGACUAAGUUUAUUGAUCACCACGCAGCCUUGAAUGAGGAUCAUGAUAAUACUGGGUACUCCUCUAAAAAACAAUGGCCCAUCUCCUCUGUCAAUGCUGACUCAGCUGCUAACACACAGCCUAGGUUGGAAAAACUUGACAUCUACUUACACUGUGAGAAUGGAAAAGAGUCUCAACAACAGGAAGCCGAUACCACUUCAAACGUUAGCGCCGAGUCUAGGUUGGAAAAAAUUGACAUCUACUUACACUCUGUUAACGGAAAGGAGUCUCAACAAGGGAGAGCCGACAUCACUUCAAAUGUUACUGACAUGUCUCAGCUUGACGAGAUCGACAUCAACAGUGUGCCGCAGAGUGCCAGAUCCCAGGUCAAUGGACUGCUGGGAGGCUCCACUGAACCGCACUGCCACAUCGAUGUUGCCAAUGAAGAGAGUCCAGCAACACAGCAGACCAGAAAAGGCAACAAACUCAGUAUAGCCAGCAUGUGGUCGCCUGUUAUUGACAUCCACAAAAACUACAUAGCGCCUUACCAGCUCAAGUUCAAGGACGCUUUGAAGACACACGGGAUCGGUUCAUAUGGCAGAAAUGAUAGUAAGGAGGUACGGGCGCAUCAAAAAGUAAGGUCACAAGCCACCCACGAGUUUGACAUGACCUCUCUGGGGCCAGACACCAAAAAUACAGCUGCAACAGGUGAUGUGUAUGAAGAUGCCAACUCGCUAAGGAUGACUGUAACUGAGGAUAUCAUUUAUGAUGGUGCCGUUGCCGAUACUGAAGCACUCAGCAAGGCCGACUCAAAAGAUCGUAACAAAUCAAGCUCAACGCCUCCAUCAACAUCGGGUUGCGUAAUAGUGUCUGCCUUGCCAAUUACUGAAAAUUCAGGGAAAUUGGCUCCAGGAUCAUCAAGCAAGAAUGAUUCGAGCGCAGAGGCAAGUUCCAGUCUGGAAGCUGCCACUACAAAAGCUGAGAAAAGCGCCGUGUUGAUAGAAGAUGAUGUGUAUAAUAAUAACAAUAAUAACGUGUAUGCCGAAACAUUUCCUGUUCUUGGAGGGACUAACACCUCCCAGUCCAAAUUUGCUUCGGCAAAGGUUCAGAAGAAGGAAAUUGUGACGGAUCGGAGAAGCAAACUGGGAGCAAAGCAGGAGGAGGUUCCAAAUCUACUCAGCGUGGCUCUGCAACAGAAGGAAGGCAGCGAAGCACCCACCUUUACACCAGCCACUGCUCAGACAGCACAGGGGGCUCCAGGUGACCUGAUAUAUGAUGAUGCGCUUUUCGUAGCCGACACUGAAGCACUCAGCAAGACCGACUCAAAAGAUCGUAACAAAUCCAGCUCAAUGCCUCCAUCAGCGUUGGGUUGCGUAAAAGUGUCUGCGUUGCCCCCAAUGCCAAACGAAGCAAGGACAUCGGCUACUGAUGAUGUGUAUGACGAUACAGGUUAUGUUGCUGGAGGUAGAAACCCAUCCCAGUCCAACUCUGCUUCGGCAAAGGUUCAGAAGAAGGAAGUGUUGACGGAUGAGAGUAGCAAACUGGGAGCAAAGCAGGAGGAGGAUGAUAUAUAUGAAGACACAAUUAAAGAAAAUUCAGGGGAAAUGGCUCCGGGAUCAUCAAGCAAGAAUGAUUCUAGCGCAGAGGCAAGUUCCAGUCUGGAAGCUGCCGCUCCAAAAGCUGAGAAAAGUGCCGUGUUGAUAGAAGAUGAUGUGUAUGACGAUGCAUUUUCUGUUCUUGGAGGGACAAACACAUCCCAGUCCAAAUCUGUUUCUGCAAAGGAUGGGAGUAGCAAACUGGGAGCAAAGCAGGAGGAGACUCCAAAUCAACGCAGUGUGGCUCUGCAACAGAAGGAAGGCAACAAAGCGCCCACCUUUACACCAACUACUGCUCAGACAGCACAGGGGGCACCAGGUGACCUGAUAUAUGAUGACGCGCUUUUCGUCAGCAAGAAUGAGACAGGCUCUGGUGGUGGUGAUUGUUCGCGAAUGGAUAGCUCAACAAAACCAGACUCAAGUGGAGAAGCAGCGAGGAAAGCACUACCAGCCAGCCCAGCAACCCAAUCCAGCCCAGCAACCCCAGCGCGUAACAACCAUCACAAGGAAACAUCUAGGCCAACCCAACCGUGCUUUCAAUCAGCCAAGCUGAAGACUAUUUCAAUACCUCUGAAAUCUCAGUUUCCAAACUCAUCCCAGGAGCAGGACGAUAUUUACGAAGACACAAUUAAAGAAAAUUCAGGGAAAAUGGCUCCGGGAUCAUCAAGCAAGAAUGUUUCUAGCGCAGAGGCAAGUUCCAGUCUGGAAGCUGCCGCUCCAAAAGCUGAGAAAAGCGCCGUGUUGAUAGAAGAUGAUGUGUAUGACGAUGCACUUUCUGUUCUUGGAGGGACAAACACAUCCCAGUCCAAAUCUGUUUCUGCAAAAGAUGGGAGUAGCAAACUGGGAGCAAAGCAGGAGGAGACUCCAAAUCAACGCAGUGUGGCUCUGCAACAGAAGGAAGGCAGCAAAGCGCCCACCUUUACACCAGCUACUGCUCAGACAGCACAGGGGGCACCAGGUGACCUGAUAUAUGAUGACGCGCUUUUCGUUAGCAAGAAUGAGACAGGCUCUGGUGGUGGUGAUUGUUCGCGAAUGGAUGGCUCAACAAAACCAGACUCAAGUGGAGAAGCAGUGGGGAAAGCCCUACCAGCCAGCCCAGCAACCCAAUCCAGCCCAGCAACCCCAGCGCGUAACAACCAUCACAAGGAAACAUCUAGGCCAACCCAGCCGUGCUUUCAAUCAGCCAAGCUGAAGACUAUUUCAAUACCUCUGAAAUCUCAAUUUCCAAACUCAUCCCAGGAGCAGGACGAUAUUUACGAAGACACAAUUAAAGAAAAUUCAGGGAAAAUGGCUCCGGGAUCAUCAAGCAAGAAUGUUUCUAGCGCAGAGGCAAGUUCCAGUCUGGAAGCUACCGCUCCAAAAGCUGAGAAAAGCGCCGUGUUGAUAGAAGAUGAUGUGUAUGACGAUGCACUUUCUGUUCUUGGAGGGACAAACACAUCCCAGUCCAAAUCUGUUUCUGCAAAGGAUGGGAGUAGCAAACUGGGAGCAAAGCAGGAUGAGACUCCAACUCAACGCAGCGUGGCUCUGCAACAGAAGGAAGGCAGCAAAGCACCCACCUUUACACCAGCUACUGCUCAGACAGCACAGGGGGCACCAGGUGACCUGAUAUAUGAUGACGCGCUUUUCGUAGCCGAUACUGAAGCACUCAGCAAGACCGACUCAAAAGAUCGUAACAAAUCUAGUCCAAUGCCUCCAUCAGCAUUGGGUUGCGUAAAAGUGUCUGCGUUGCCCCCAAUGCCAAACGAAGUAAGGACAUCGGCUACUGAUGAUGUGUACGACGAUACAGGUCUGGUUGCUGGAGGUAUAAACCCAUCCCAGUCCAACUCUGCUUCGGCAAAGGUUCAGAAGAAGGAAGUGUUGACGGAUGGGAGUAGCAAACUGGGAGCAAAGCAGGAGGAGACUCCAACUCAACACAGUGUGGCUCUGAAACAGAAGGAAGGCAACAAAGCGCCCCCCAUUACACCAGCCACUGCUCAGACACCAGAGGGGGCAAUGGGUGACCUGAUUGACAAUGGAGACACGGUGAUAGAUGAUGAUGUGUAUGAGGAUACGAGUUUGUUUGCUCAAGGCCCAAACACAUCCCAGUCAAACUCCGCUUCUGCAAAUGCCGAGAAGAAGGAAGUGUUGACUGACGGGAGUAGCAAACUGGAAGCAAGGCAGGAGAAGACUUCAAGGUUUCGCAACAUGGGUCUAAAAGCACUUCGGAAAAAGCUGCCUGGCUCAGACAAGAAGAUCAUCAACAUUGAGGCCGAAGCAACUCAUGGACCCACUACAGAUGAAAAUACUGACCUUGACAUUUAUCAGGAUGUUCUAGCCCCCAAUAGUCACUCACUUGAAGAGGACACGGAAGAUGUAGUUGCCAAGAACACUUCCAGUCUGCCAAAUCCGAUCCCGGCAAAACUAGCAAGGCAACUGGUGCCAGAAACAAGUCAAGAAUCGUUAGACAGGCUCACUGCUGCUGUUGACGAAGCUGACGAAUGCCCUGAUGCUGUAUCCAUGUCACCGCAGGCUUCUGUACAACAGCCAGCAGGCAACCUGAAAACAAGGCCAGCAAUCUCGCCCCUGAUAGCCGGUCAAGAAACAUUCGGGAGCAAUUCCCGCACAAGCAACGCCGGCAAGAUUUCCGCUGGAGAAGACCAACACUCCAGAAGACCACCAGCCAAGCCGGUCCGGCCAGUACUCGCCGAGAAGCUACUCGGCAGUGCAACUGAGAAGGAUGUGGACGACGACGGUGACAUCUAUACAAAUGAGCCGGCAGGAGUGCAGGGGUCCUCGUCAUUGACAGAGAACAUCUUGUACUCCAGGCGCAGCAAUCCACUCCAAGCUAAAGGUUCUCCUAGUGUAAGUCCUUUGGCCACGAGACGCGCUGAAACGCCAAAGCAGCAGCCGGAGCACACUGGCCAAGGUGUGCUACUUCACGGCGUAGUUGAUCAGCUCAUGAAGAGCAAGUCGGCACUACAAUCGCACACGCCGCAACUGUCUCGCCUCGCCGUCCACAGUGCUGUCAGCAAGCUGCGCACGCUCAUCUCAAAGCGCGAUGCAGAGAACUUGCCGUCCAGCCCAACGGCGCAAGAAGCGCCCGGCUCGCCUGUUUAUGGCAACCCUAGUGCAUGCACUCCGGUUAGCAGACGACGCUCGCCACCAGCAUCAAUAUCAACCACCGCCGAUAGCGACUUGUACGGAACUUUAGACGCAUUGACCAGCUCAUCCAUCUACGGCAAUGCCGAUACAUGCACACCAUGCACGCCCGUGAGCAGGAGGCAGUCGCCGCCGGGAAUUCCAGCCGGCAUCAACCACGAUAUGUAUGGCAAUAUAGAGACACUACCUACGGCAAUCUACGGCAAUGCGGACGCCUGCACUCCGGGAACGCCGGCGAGUAGGAAGCAUUCGCCACCGUCGACCCUAGCCAGCGCCAACAGGGAUAAGGUUGGACAGGUUGAACAGGUUGGCACCCUGUCCGCCUCGGUUAUUUAUGGCAAUACUGACACCUGUACACCAUGCACGCCAGUAAGCAGAAGGCCCACACCACCGUCGAUCCCUCCAUCACCUAAUCCAAAGAAUGAUGUGUACGGCAAUGCAUAGGCCCUGCCAUUGAAAUGUACAACAGCAACCAGAGCUGUCACGGUCCGUACCUCUGCCAGCAAGCCAGAACAUGCAUUUUGCAAUCUCUCUCACCAAUCCAGAGUCGGAAUAUUACAAGCUUUCUCACAGUUCCUGCACUGGAGUAUUUGUCACAGUUCCAGAGAUUGAACAUGGCAGCUUUCCCCGCAGACCCAGAUGGUGGCUUUAUCGCUGUGCUGACAUCAGCUCUCAGCGAAUUUUCUAAAUAACCCCCUCGUUGAGCGCCAGUUAUAAUCUAGCCGCCUGCAAAGAAAGCAACGAUGUAUUCUCGUCAAACACACUCUAACCAGUACACGAUGAUGGCGUUAGAGAACACUGAGCUGUCUAGUGCCAAGUGUGUUCAGUGGCUGGUCCCGUCUACACGGCACACGCAACGUGCAAGCGGUGUGGCAAUCGCGGUCUUUGGUAGCCUCUACAUUGCGUUUGUAGUGCAACCAAAACGCCGUUUCUACUGGUAUUCACGCGGCGCCCAAAGAAAAUAACUAUGAUCGUGGUACCUCAGCAUGGACACAUGGAAACGAUGCCAAAUGCACGUUUAGCAUAUUUCUCGUUAUGUAUAUUCCACGGGAGACAUUCCUGCUCAGUGAACAAUUCCCCUGUGCUUCUUUCGCGGUCUCUCUAGACCUUUGUUCUUUCUCCGUCUACUCACCUCUAGAAGCCUGACACUAUUUCUUCCCUCAAACUCGAACAGAUUUUCUUUUCCAUUACAGUGGUCUUCUUGGGAAGCUUUUGAUGCAUAAUCGGUGACUGUGCGCCGACUCAUAUCCUAAGUUUCCAUUUUCUUCCGCAUGCAUGACCUCACAAGACCUUUAUCGCUUUUUCGGUAACAAUGAAUUGGCGGUGAUAGUAGUUUAGUAGGCCUCUAGUCUCUGUUAGCUUUAUCACACGUACACCAUUAUUCUCGCAAUCAAAACUGCACCGUUCCAGCAUCCUCGUUAGAUGGUAAAUUUUACCAUUUCAUCUCUUUGUGUCAAUCAUGUAUGCUCAGAAAGGCUAUUCCUAUAAUUUAUUACUAUACAUUUCAACGUUUCGGUCUACAGAAUCAUCGUCAGGAAUGAACAGUUCAUGUUUCUUAUUAUCCUUUCAUUCAUUCACAUACACAGCAUCUACUCUCACUCUGCAUUUCUGAGGCAAGGUUCUUGAUAGCCCCUCACUAGGCAUUGACAAGCACUCCUCCAGGCUGUGCUUUAGCAUAUUUCACCUUUCCCACUGCGUAGUGCUAGGACUUGGCACGACUCUCCCGCUACAGACGUCAGA